Coregonus clupeaformis (lake whitefish) is the source of this 6701-nucleotide messenger RNA. RefSeq names its product fibroblast growth factor receptor 3 (gene fgfr3). Gene Ontology annotation, molecular function: fibroblast growth factor receptor activity; ATP binding; fibroblast growth factor binding. The record is from RefSeq and is a predicted model, not a curated record. The transcript is spliced from 18 exons. Lineage: Eukaryota; Metazoa; Chordata; Actinopteri; Salmoniformes; Salmonidae. The coding region runs from base 684 to 3119 and encodes 811 amino acids. Gene Ontology annotation, biological process: positive regulation of kinase activity; fibroblast growth factor receptor signaling pathway; positive regulation of MAPK cascade. Gene Ontology annotation, cellular component: signaling receptor complex; membrane.
UCAGUCAGUAGGAUCAGGUCAGGCAGUAGGAUCAGGUCAGUCAGUAGGAUCAGGUCAGUCAGUAGGAUCAGGUACACUGCGCAGCGGCGCGUGGGACUCCAGCGGUACUUCACCAGCAACCAACCAGCGCGAGACAGCAGUUCCAGUCCGGUCUCGAGGCAGCAACACUACGGAGCAGAGCGGCACGAGCUGAUCCUUCUCCCCCGGUCCCGACCCGGUCCUUACCGAACUGUCCAGAAACCAGAGAGAGAGAGAGAGAUGAUGAAAUCACGUGGAUUAUAUAGUCACUAACUGUCUUCUUGGACUGAUACAACAGCAGAACACGACGCGGUUGAAAAAGGAUUUAGACUUGAAGACUGAAGAGAUCGUUUCGUAGGGAUAUCUCUCUGCCCCUGUGGAAGUGUUGCUCAGGCAGGCUCUUGUUAGGAUUUGAUUUUAGAAACUGCAUAAUAUUACAACUACAACACUUGUAGACGGAUUUAUAUAUAGAGAGUGUUUUUGGAGCAGUUUUGAGGAACAGUUUUGUUUAUUUUUCUGGUGAUAAUUAACUCCUAUAAAGGAUCGCUGUCAAAACGGAAUCACAAAAAAAGGAUUACAAUCCUUGGGACAGUGAGGGGAAUAUCUGGGGUUGUUUCUAUGGUGACGGAGGCAGUGAUUCUGUUGGAUACCCAUGAUGCACCGGUAUGAUGCCUGAGUCGGAGACAGGUCUAGUAGCUCAGCACGUCACCGUGGUAACCAGAGGAAUGGUUGCUAUGUGGUGUUCUCUCUGGCUCUCCCUCCUCCUCUUCCCUCUGUUCAUCUCUACAGCCAGACUACCUACAGUCCUGCCCACAGACUCUUUGUCCAGUGAGGGUGUGUUCCUGGAGGACUAUGUGGUUUCUACUGGGGACACCCUGGAUCUGUCCUGUAACCCCGACGGCCCCACCCAACCUGUCCUCUGGUUGAAGGAUGGCAGCGGCAUGUUGACUAGCAACCGGACCCGACUGGGCCAGAGGGUUCUACGCAUCAUCAACGUGUCUUACGAGGACUCCGGCGUGUACUCCUGCCGCGUCACCCACGACAACAGACUGCUCAGCAACUACAAAGUCAGAGUAACAGAUUUCCUGUCUUCUGGAGAUGAUGAAGACUAUGAUGAAGACUUGGACGAUACAGAAGGCCCGUACUGGACCAGACCGGACCGCAUGGAGAAGAAGCUCCUUGCUAUCCCAGCAGCCAAUACCGUCAAGUUCCGCUGCGCUGCCGCCGGAAACCCCACACCCUCCAUCCAUUGGCUGAAGAAUGGGAAGGAGUUUAAGGGUGAGCAGAGGAUGGGCGGGAUCAAGCUAAGGCACCAGCAGUGGAGCCUGGUGAUGGAGAGUGCUGUCCCCUCAGACCGUGGGAACUACACCUGUGUUGUACAGAACAAGUAUGGCACCAUCACCCACAGCUACCAGCUGGAUGUGCUAGAGCGCUCCCCUCACAGGCCCAUCCUCCAGGCAGGUCUUCCAGCCAAUCAGACAGUAGUAUUGGGUAGUGAUGUGGAGUUCCAUUGUAAGGUGUACAGCGAUGCCCAGCCUCAUAUCCAGUGGCUGAAGCACAUCGAGGUGAAUGGAUCCCGGUACGGACCUGACGGAGUCCCAUACGUCAACAUACUCAAGACGGCUGGUAUAAACACUACGGAUAAGGAACUAGAGAGCCUCUUCCUUACCAAUGUGUCUUUAGAGGAUGCAGGAGAGUAUACUUGUCUGGCAGGGAACUCUAUUGGGUACGCUUACCACUCUGCUUGGCUCACCGUGCUCCCAGCGCUGCAUGAAGGUGACAAGGAGGAUGACUAUGCUGACAUCCUGAUCUACGUGACGGGCUGCGUGCUCUUCAUCCUGGCCGUCGUCAUCAUCAUCCUCUGUCGUAUGAGGAUGUCUACCCAGAAGACCCUGCCCUCCCCGCCCAUACAGAAACUCUCCAAGUUCCCCUUAAAGAGACAGCAGGUUUCCUUGGAGUCUAACUCCUCCAUGAACUCCAACACGCCAUUGGUCAGGAUUGCACGCCUGUCGUCCAGCGAUGGACCAAUGCUGUCCAACGUCUCAGAGCUGGAGCUUCCAUCAGACCCCAAAUGGGAGUUCUCUAGGACCAGACUAACGCUGGGUAAACCUCUGGGAGAAGGCUGCUUCGGUCAGGUGGUGAUGGCAGAGGCCAUCGGGAUCGACAAGGAGAAACCCAACAAACCCCUCAACGUCGCUGUGAAGAUGCUCAAAGACAACGCCACAGAUAAGGACCUGUCAGACCUGGUCUCAGAGAUGGAGAUGAUGAAGAUGAUUGGAAAACACAAAAACAUCCUCAACCUGCUGGGAGCAUGUACACAGGAAGGUCCCCUGUACGUGCUGGUGGAGUACGCGUCUAAAGGGAACCUGAGGGAGUACCUGAGAGCCCGUCGGCCCCCGGGGAUGGACUACUCCUUCGACACCUGUAAGAUCCCUGACGAGCAGCUCACCUUUAAAGACCUGGUGUCCUGUGCCUACCAGGUGGCACGAGGCAUGGAGUACCUGGCCUCACAGAAGUGUAUCCAUAGAGAUCUGGCAGCCAGGAACGUCCUGGUAACUGAGGACAACGUGAUGAAGAUCGCAGACUUCGGUCUGGCCAGAGAUGUGCACAACAUAGAUUACUACAAGAAGACUACCAACGGUCGUCUGCCCGUGAAAUGGAUGGCACCAGAGGCUCUGUUCGACCGCAUCUACACGCACCAGAGCGAUGUGUGGUCCUAUGGGGUGCUGCUCUGGGAGAUCUUCACCCUGGGGGGGUCCCCGUACCCCGGCAUCCCUGUCGAGGAGCUGUUCAAACUGCUGAAAGAGGGCCACCGCAUGGACAAGCCUGCCAACUGCACACAUGAACUGUAUAUGAUCAUGAGGGAGUGCUGGCACGCUGUUCCAUCCCAGAGGCCUACCUUCAGGCAGCUGGUGGAAGACCAUGACAGGGUUCUAUCCAUGACCUCCACGGACGAGUACCUGGACCUGUGUGUCCCGUUUGAGCAGUACUCUCCAACCUGCCAAGACUCCAGCAGCACCUGUUCCUCAGGAGACGACUCAGUGUUCUCUCACGACCCCCUCCCCACGACCCACGACAUGACCAACCCUGCCUCCCCAUGACCCCAUCCCCACGACCCCCUCGCUGACCAACCCUGCCUCCCCAAAAUGAUCCAGGGUGACAACCCCUGCCUGCCAAACCUUGUCAAACUACUGCAGACUUACAGGGCAAUCAGGACAUAGAUCUAUCUAGAAGGGGGGGUUGGAUGGGUUGGGACGACGAACCCCCCCCCCCCCAAUCGGAGGGGUGUGGGGGGUACUUUGAACCUCCUCCAGAUAUGGGAAAGAGAACAACACAUGCAAUACCUCCUCAAACUGACACAUUUUUUAAAGAAUCUUUGCAUUGAAGGUUGGAAAAUGUUUUGCUGUUCAAAAUGAAAAUGUCUAUUUUUUGUACUUGGCCAGUCUUUAGUUAUUGACAAUCCGAAGGGUCAAACCAUUCAGUGCCUACAGGAAUCCAAACUCUAAUCCACAGGACUGGAAGGAGAUGGACACUUGGAGUUGAACACCAUUGGCCACGAAAGCAGGGUAUCUAAAACGCCAUUGACCAGGGAGGCAGGGUAUCUAUAAUGCCGUUGGCCAGGGAGGAAGGUGAACGCCAUUGGCCAGGGAAACAGGGUAUUUUCCAGGCUGGGUCUCCUCACCUCUCCUCUAUGGAGCUCUGUGAACGACAGAGUAUGGAGUACACGGGAACUCAUUUUUACAAAUAUGCAGCAUACCAGCAGAGCCAGAAUCAACAAAAUGAUGUGACUAGUUCUUCCAAUAACAGUUAGUGCUUUACUCCAAGACCCCUCCCCCUCACCUCUGUUGACUCAUCUCAAACAUCAUGCAACAUACGUUUUUUUUCAAUGGGACUACAAUACAACAAUCUGAACCAGGACUGUAACCACAGAGGUCUCUGCUGUUUGAACCUCUCUGAUGGGAACCAAGCUGCCGUCAGACCCUUCACUAGGAGGGGAAUAUAGAACCAGUCUCUCUGAUGGGAACCAAGCUGCCGUCAGACCCUUCAACAGGAGGGGAAUAUAGAACCAGUCUCUCUGAUGGGAACCAAGCUGCCAUCAGACCCUUCAACAGGAGGGGAAUAUAGAACCAGUCUCUCUGAUGGGAACCAAGCUGCCGUCAGACCCUUCAACAGGAGGGGAAUAUAGAACCAGUCUCUCUGAUGGGAACCAAGCUGCCGUCAGACCCUUCAACAGGAGGGGAAUAUAGAACCAGUCUCUCUGAUGGGAACCAAGCUGCCGUCAGACCCUUCACUAGGAGGGGAAUAUAAUUGGGGGAGUUUCUAUGAAUCUUUAAAAAGUUUUCACUGUAAAUAUAUAAAUGCAAAUAUGUAUCAUAUUGCUGUCAACAGCCAUGUACUUAAAAGAAGAAAAAAUAUUGUUUUCGAAUCAAAGCAUUGCAAUCAAGAAUACACUGUCAUGAUCAUGUAAUAAUUUAAAGUGAUACAAAAGGUUUAUUUGAAUUAUUAACAUGUAUAUUUGUAAAGAUAUUUAUAGACUUAACAUGUGGUUCAUAAGUUUAAAAACACUAGUUCAGGAUUUAGUACUGUAAGCAAAGAUUUUUUUAUUUAUUUUUCUGUAACUUAUUUUACAGCAGAACAACAUUAUUUUCACAACUGGCAGAUUAUAUUUCUCUGGUUUUUGAUCCAUCUUGUUUUGUUUACAGUAUAAAAAAAUGUAUAAAAGAUUUAAAGACAUUUUAAUGAGCAGAGCAAGACAAGGAAAGUGAGUUUGAUGAAAUGUAAAUCUAGGGAGUGAAACAUUAUUGAAUGGUACCUUGGUUGCAAAGUUGACUUUGACCAAAUCAAAGCAAUGAUUAACUGUUGCUGGGCAGAAAACGAGUCCCUGCUUCACAGGACUCACCUGAGAAGGUUUCAGUAACAUUUUAGCUAAAUGUCAAAUUUACUUUACUACUAUUUUCGUUUUAAGUACUUUUUACAUUAUUACGUAUGUUUUACCAUGCUAGUUUACCGUGCUAGUUUACCAUGCUAGUUUACCAUGCUAGUUUACCAUGCUAGUUUACCAUGCUAGUUUACCGUGCUAGUUUACCGUGCUAGUUUACCGUGCUAGUUUACCAUGCUAGUUUACCGUGCUAGUUUACCGUGCUAGUUUACCGUGCUAGUUUACCAUGCUAGUUUACCGUGCUAGUUUACCGUGCUAGUUUACCGUGCUAGUUUACCAUGCUAGUUUACCAUGCUAGUUUACCGUGCUAGUUUACCAUGCUAGUUUACCGUGCUAGUUUACCAUGCUAGUUUACCGUGCUAGUUUACCAUGCUAGUUUACCAUGCUAGUUUACCGUGCUAGUUUACCAUGCUAGUUUACCAUGCUAGUUUACCGUGCUAGUUUACCGUGCUAGUUUACCAUGCUAGUUCUAUAAGUAGUACUCUUCCUCCAAGAUAUUCUUGAAGCUCUUAUACUGUUAUAAUUGUUAUAUACUGCUAUAUAUAGAGAGGCUAAUAAUAUCUUUUACUGUAAUUUUUAUUCCAAAAUACCAACAUUUAACAAACGUUGUUGUUAUCUAGUGUUACUGAAACAUUAUUUAGUGUUAGUGAAACAUUAUCUAGAAUGUUACUGAAACAUUAUCUAGUGUUACUGAAACAUUAUCUAGUGUUACUGAAACAUUAUCUAGUGUUACUGAAACAUUAUCUAGUGUUACUAAAACAUCUGAAACAUUAUCUAGUGUUAUUGAAACAUCUGAAACAUUAUCUAGUGUUAUUGAAACAUCUGAAACAUUAUCUAGUGUUACUGAAACAUCUGAAACAUUAUCUAGUGUUACUGAAACAUCUGAAACAUUGUCUAAUGUUAUUGAAACAUCUGCCCAGGUUUCCUUGAUGCUCUACAGUUUUAAUAUAGAAUAUGAGGAUAGACUAUGAAGGCCUGCUCUGUGGCGUUAGGAUCACAAGGCAGAUAGUUCUAACAUUAUAACAUUCAAUCUGAAUCAUGGAUGUUUGUAAGUCAUAGAUGUGCCAACGUAGUGGAAGAUUUUUAUUCAAUCCAAAUGUGCAACAAGAUGGUCAAGUGCAAGAUCCUAAAACUUGGUUUGUCAAGAAAGAAAGUGCCAAAUUAGGCCUAGAUUCAAUCAGAUCAAGCGUUAACUGGCGAUAGCCGACACCCACAUAGCUGAUGUUUUGGUGGUGUCAGAGGUGGAACUUCGUUGGAGCCGUCAAAUCGGUGAGCUGCUGCUCUUGUGAUCAUUGUCACGAAGCCACACCCCUCCCACUCAUGUCAGAAGUUCAGAAGGAGAAAGUGUAGCUAUAUAGAAAUAAUGACGCUCAAAUGGAAAAUCAUUCAACAAAAUAAAGAGGAUUUCUAUCAGCCUAAUCUAGGUGUAGAUUGCAUCUCACAUUCCAGUGUUCCAAUUUGUAAGCAAGGCAGCAUGGAAUUUCUGAUACUGUGACUCCGUGCAGCCAAUGGCAACGUCCACUUUAGGUAUAACGCCAGGAGCUGCUUGUGGAUUGGACAGCUCUAAGGCAGUUCCACCUCCUCCACCACCAAAACAACAGCUAUGCGGAUGUUGGCUAAAGCGGAUAUCUCUUAAUUAUUUUAAAUCUUAUUUAGAAAAUCUCCUGAACCAAAUACUGCACUGCCUUCAGAAAGUAUUCACACCCCUUGACUUUUUCCACAUUUUGUUGUGUUACAGCCUGAA